This is a messenger RNA of Erythranthe guttata (spotted monkey flower), 1714 nucleotides long. Its product is annotated as Auxin efflux carrier family protein. Gene Ontology annotation, biological process: endoplasmic reticulum to cytosol auxin transport. The record is from RefSeq and is a predicted model, not a curated record. NCBI's taxonomy places the organism in Eukaryota, Viridiplantae, Streptophyta, Magnoliopsida, Lamiales, Phrymaceae. Gene Ontology annotation, cellular component: membrane.
CUCUUCUCUCUCUCUCUCUCUCUUCCCCUCUCCUAUCUGGAAUAGAAGAGUUACAUUACAGAACAAUUUUACGUUAUUAUCUUUCCUACAAACUCGGACCUAUAAUUCAUAUAUAUUAUUUUCUACCUACCUAAGAAGUACCUCUUCUUUUUCAACAACAGAAAUUAUUAUUUAUCAUUAUUAUUAAUUUAUUAUUGCUAUAUAGAGGCACCACCACCACCAGGCACCAGCACCGUCGUCGACCCCUCAAUUGGAAUAUCAACGGCCGCCUUCAAUUCCCUGAUCGAUCUUCAAUUAUUGGAUUUAUUCGAAAUUCUGGUUUGAGGAUUGUUGUCUAUAAGAAAGAAAGAAAGAAAGAAAGCAAGGAGAGAUGGCGGAGAGGAUACAGAGGUUACUGGUUGAGGUCCUAACAGAGCCCCAAAAGGGAGGAGAGUCACUGAUUGGGAGCAUCAAAAUUGCUGUUUUACCAAUUGCAAAGGUUUUUACAAUAUGUUUCCUUGGUUUUCUCAUGGCCUCCAAGUGCGUUAACAUCUUGCCAUCUAAUGGGAGAAAGCUUCUUAAUGGGCUGGUCUUCUCACUUUUGCUUCCUUGUUUGAUAUUUUCUCAACUUGGACAAGCCAUAACCUGGGAAAAGAUGAUUGAAUGGUGGUUCAUUCCUUUCAAUGUUGUUCUUGCCACCAUAACAGGCUCCAUUAUAGGUCUUAUUGUUGCAUCCAUUGUCCGCCCUCCUUACCCUUACUUCAAGUUUACCAUUAUACAGAUUGGAAUAGGUAAUAUUGGAAACGUGCCACUUGUCUUGAUUGCUGCUCUGUGUCGAGAUAAAUCAAACCCUUUUGGUGACUCUAAUAAAUGUUCCCAGGACGGAAAUGCAUACAUCUCAUUCGGCCAAUGGGUUGGUGCUAUUGUCCUGUAUACCUAUGUUUUUCAAAUGCUAGCUCCUCCUGAUGGUGGGACAUUUGAUGUUGAAGACGGAGAUGCGCCUAUAAAGAUUCCUACAACAACUAGCUCCUUUCUUAAUAAAGAUACUCCUCCUGAGCAACUUCCCCUGCUAUCAGAUGAGGCUACACUAGCUCGUUCAAAUGCUACAAAAAAGGGAUACAAGGUCAAAGAUCUUUUGAAAUAUAUAUAUGAAAAAUUGAAGCUCAAACAAAUCAUUCAGCCUCCAAUCAUUGCUUCUAUCCUUGCAAUAUUUAUAGGGUGUGUUCCAUUUUUGAAGAAAUUAAUCUUCACUACAGAUGCUCCACUCUACUUUUUUACGGACAGCUGCAUGAUUCUUGGGGAAGCAAUGAUUCCGUGCAUAUUAUUAGCUUUAGGAGGCAAUCUGGUGGAUGGGCCAGGGAGUUCAAAACUGGGAGCACGUACAACAGCAGCGAUUGUAUUUGCAAGAUUGAUGUUAGUACCUCCAACAGGACUAGGCAUUGUUAUGCUUGCUGAUAAGUUGGGUUUCCUUCCCCCCGGUGAUAAAAUGUUCAGAUUUGUUCUCCUACUCCAGCACACUAUGCCCACUUCUGUGCUUUCAGGUGCCGUGGCCAAUCUACGAGGUUGUGGGAGGGAAGCUGCUGCCGUCUUGUUCUGGGUUCAUAUUUUUGCUGUUUUCUCAAUGGCUGGUUGGAUCAUUUUAUACUUGAACAUUCUUUUCUAAUUUUACACCUUCCCCAUCUAAUAAUACAUUAGCUGCUCUUUUCUCUCUUAAGAAAGAUUAAGGCGGCAUAUA